Strigops habroptila (Kakapo) is the source of this 4765-nucleotide messenger RNA. RefSeq names its product zinc finger CCCH-type containing 4 (gene ZC3H4). The record is from RefSeq and is a predicted model, not a curated record. Gene Ontology annotation, biological process: negative regulation of DNA-templated transcription. Gene Ontology annotation, cellular component: nucleus. NCBI's taxonomy places the organism in Eukaryota, Metazoa, Chordata, Aves, Psittaciformes, Psittacidae. Gene Ontology annotation, molecular function: metal ion binding; RNA binding.
GGGGCGCUGCCUCGGCGCCAUUUUGUGUGCCUGCCCGUGGGGCGCGGGGCCGGGCCGGGCCUGGGCCGCCCCCCGCUGUACAGUGACUGUGCCCCCGUUCCCCCCCCCAGCCCUCCGACACCCCUUUCCCCAUGGCCGUGGAGAGCCCGAGUGUCCCCCCCGCCGCCGCCGCCUCCCCCCCCAGCCCGCAUUCCACUCCCCCUUCUCCGUCCUGCCACCACCACGACAGCGGCAGCUGCAGCCUCCCCCGGCCGCCGCCGCCGCUCCAACACCACCACGGCCCGGACGAAAGGGAGGAUGGGGAGCUGGAGGAGGGCGAGCUGGAGGACGAUGGAGGGGAGGAGGCGCAGGAUCCCGCCGAAUCCCAGGAGCGGGGUCGGAAGGAGAAGGGGGAGAAGCACCACAGCGACUCGGAGGAGGAGAAAUCCCAUCGGCGCAUGAAGCGCAAGCGCCGGAAAGAACGGGAGAAGGAGAAGAGGAGAUCCAAGAAGAAGAGGAAAUCCAAGCACAAGCGCCACGCGUCUUCCAGCGACGACUUCUCGGACUACAGCGAGGACUCGGACUUCAGCCCUGGGGAGAAGGGCCACAGGAAGUACCGGGAAUACAGCCCACCCUAUGCUUCCUCCCACCAGCAGUAUCCGUCCUCUCACAGCGCUCCCAUGCCAAAGAAGAGCUAUUCCAAGCUGGAGAGCAAGAACUAUGGCAUGUACGAGGACUACGAGAACGAGGAGUACGCUCCGUACGAGGGAGAGGAGGAUGAAGACCUGGGCAAGGAGGACUAUGAUGACUUUGUGAAGGAGCUCAACCAGUACCGAAGGGUCAAGGAGGGCUCCCACCGUGGCCGAGGAGGCCGGGGCCGGGGCCGCGGGUACCGGGGCCGUGGUGGCCGCGGCGGGAUGCGAGGCCGGGGCCUGGGCCGGGGCAGCCGGGGCCGGGGCCGGGGCGAGCCCCCCGAGGAGGAGGAGGAGCUGUACGAGGAGGAGAUGGAGUACUGCGACGCCGAGGAGCCCCUCGACGAGGACGACUACAUGAAAGAGCUCAACCAGUACCGCAGGAGCAAGGAGAGCCGCGGCCGCGGUUUGAACCGAGGCCGUGGCCGUGGCCCCAGAGGAAGAGGGAACAAAGGGAUGGGCCGAGGCCGGGGCCGAGGUGGGAGCAGGAGCGGGAUGGGGAAAGGUGGUGGCAUGAACGAAGAUGACGAUUACUACGACGAGGACAUGGGGGACGGCGGCGGCGGUGGGAAUUACCGCCGGAACGACCACGACAAACCCCACCAGCAGGCGGACAAGAAGGGCAAAGUGAUCUGCAAGUACUUCGUGGAGGGCCGGUGUACCUGGGGCGACCACUGCAACUUCAGCCACGACAUCGAACUGCCAAAGAAACGGGAGCUCUGCAAGUUCUACAUCACCGGCUACUGCGCCCGCGCGGAGAACUGCCCCUACAUGCACGGGGACUUCCCGUGUAAGCUCUUCCACACCACGGGCAACUGCAUCAACGGCGAUGACUGCAUGUUCUCCCACGAGCCGCUCACCGAGGAGACCCGGGAGCUGCUGGACAAGAUGCUGGCGGAUGACGCGGAAGCGGGGGCCGAGGACGAGAAGGAGGUGGAAGAGCUCAAGAAACAAGGGAUUAACCCCCUGCCCAAGCCCCCCCCGGGGGUCGGGCUGCUCCCAACGCCUCCCCGGCCCCCCGGCCCCCCAGCGCCAACGUCUCCCAAUGGGAGGCCGAUGCCUGGGGGUCCCCCCCCGCCGCCCCCCCCGCCGUUGCCCCCCCCAGGGCCGCAGCUGCCCCCGCCGCUGCACGAGCCGCUGUCCCCGCAGCAGCUCCAGCAGCAGCAGGACAUGUACAAGAAGAUCCCGUCGCUCUUCGAGAUCGUGGUGAGACCCACGGGGCAGCUGGCGGAGAAGCUGGGAGUCAGGCACCCAGGUCCACCCCCCCCGAGAUUCCCUGGACCAGGAGGACCCCCAGGACCGAUGGGGCCUGGACCCAUGCACCCCGACAUGCACCCGGAUAUGCAUCCUGACAUGCAUCCCGACAUGCAUCCCGACAUGCAUCCCGACAUGCACCCGGAUAUGCACCCGGAUAUGCACCCGGACAUGCCGAUGGGCCCCGGGAUGAAUCCCGGCCCCCCCAUGGGUCCCGGCCCCCCCAUGAUGCCCUAUGGGCCGGAUGAUUCCCCACAUUCCGGAAUGAUGCCGCCCGGGCCACCCGGCCAGGGCUUCUAUGAUAACUUCUACCAGCAGCAAGAAGGGCUGGAGAUGGAUCAUGGAAUGAUGGGAGACCCAGAUGACUACGGAGGCUACGAGGACCUGGAAGGGCCCCCGGGAGAGCACAUGUUCCCUGAUCCUUCCUUGGAUCACGAUGCCCUGUGUGAAGGAGGCCCCCCCGGCCUCCCCAAGCCUCCGGGCAGCAUUCCCGACUUCCUGCCCUCGGCACAGAGGGCUCUUUACCUGAGGAUCCAGCAGAAGCAGCAGGAGGAGGAGGAGAGGGCUCGGAGGCUGGAGAGCAGCAAGCAGGAGCGCGAGAACGAGGAAGGCGAUCCCGGGAACUGGUAUUCCAGCGACGAGGACGAGGGCGGGAGCAGCGUCACCUCCAUCCUGAAAUCCCUGCGGCAGCAGAGCUCCGGGAAUGCCGCGCGCCCACACAAGGGCCAGGCCGGGGGCAGCGCCCGCCCGGCCGACCCACGCUGCGGGAUCCCGCGCCUGUCCCGGAAUGCCGAGCCCUCCGGAGAGCCGGGACCCUCCGACCCCCGCCUCGCCCGCCACAUUCCCUCCGCCAUUCCCAAACCCGAGCCUCAUUCCAGCGCCGGCAGCGGGCAGAAGCCCCCUCUGCUUCCCGACGAGGAGGAAGGGGAACGGGCUCUCCGGGAUAAGCCCAUCAGUAUCCCUUUGGAUGCUCUUCCCGGCCAUUCCCUGCGGGAUCCCCGCUCCCAGCUCCAGCAGUUCAGCCACAUCAAGAAGGACGUUGUCCUCAACAAGCCCAACUUUGCCCGGAUGAUCCUAUGGAGCCCCGAGGAUCUGAUCCCGCUCCCCAUCCCGAAGCAGGAAUUCAUCCCCGUCCCGGCCGCCCUUCAAUCCAUGCCCGCCCUGGAUCCGCGCCUCAACAGAUCCCAAGCAUCCCUGUCGGAUCCCAGGCAGCGAGCGGGAAGCGCGCAGGGAGAUGCCAACUCCUCGGGAUCAGGAUCGGGGCUCCCGGAUUUCGAGCUCUUAUCCCGCAUCCUAAAGACGGUGUCGGCGGGUGGGAGCCCCCAGAGCGACAAACCCAGCGACCCGCGGGUGCGCAAAGCUCCCGCCGAUCCCAGGCUGCACAAAUCCAUGGAUCCAGCGGCAUCCCGAGCUUCCAAAGCCAUGGAGCAGGCGCCGGGGGGUGAAGCGGCUCCGGCCAUCGCCUAUGACCCGCGGCUGCUGACGGGCACCGGGGCAAGCAGCGUCCUCAGCGCCAUCAGCCUCUAUGAUCCCAGAACUCCCAACUCGGGCGGCAAAGCCUCCGAGCCCCUUCCCGAGGGAUCAUCCAAAGCCUCGGAAUGCGGGAAACCCCCCGCCAAAGCCAAGGAGCCGCUUUUUGUCCGCCGUUCCGCUCUGGAGCAGCCCGAAGCCGAGAGAGGAAGCGGCGAAGCCAGCACGGACAGAUACAACAGCUACAACCGCCCGCGGCCCAAAGCCGCCGGGAGCGGCCCCGGAAUGCCACCGGCAGCGGGACGGAUCCCGCUGCUUCCCCAACCCGGGGUGCACAACCUCCCGGUGCCCCCGUGUACGGGAUGGUGAAAACAGAGCUCAAAUCGGGAGCCGGGAGCCCCUUUGCCGGGAAUAAGCCCGGCGCAGGACAGCGAGCAGCAGGACGCCGCUUCCCUCAAGGAUGUCUUCAAGGGCUUCGACCCCACGGCGUCCCCCUUCUGCCAGUAGAAUCCCAACGAUUCCCAACCUUCCCGGCACCGCUCGGGGGGGGAUUGGGGUGUUCUUUUGGUUCUUUGCCAUUUAUUUGAAGCCCAUUAGCGCUCACUUUAGCCGUAGGUCCUGUAUAUAACCCCCACCCCCCCCCCUUCCCGCCGGAAUUCCAGAGGUUUCCCCCCUCCAACCAUGUUUUCCAAGAGAAAUCAACGUUUCCUCCGUGCUACAAAGCGGCGUUUCCAUCGUUUUCCUGCUUUUCCACACCCCCCCCCCCCUCCCAAAACCACCCCUGAUCAACAGCAUCCGGGGGGGGAAAAAUCGGGAAUACUCAACUUCCACAUCCCAAUCCAGCCCUUCCAGCGGUGGGAUUGGGCAUCUCCCCCUUCCCAAAGCCGCACUUCCCACCAUUCCCACCUUUUUCUACAAUCCUUAAGGGGGCAACCAGGGCAAAAACCCCCCGGAAAGGUGGGAAAUGGGCUUUGGAUCCAUCACUUCCCGGUUGCAUCCUGGGGUUUUUUAGCGGAAUUCCAUGAUUUUUACACUUUGGGAUUCUCGGGCUAUUUCCAACACCCCCCCCCACCCCCAAAAAAAUGAGCCAAAAGAAGGGAAAAAAGAGAAGGAAAAGAAGUUUCUAUCCUUGACAUUAAAUUAUUCCGCUCCCGUUCCUUUGCUCCUGCGGGAUUUUGCAGCUGGAAAAGAGGGAUUUGGGGGGGGCUUCCCCCCCAAAAGAGGCCGGACAAGGAAUUUGGCUCCAAAGUGGUGUCUUCCCCAUGGAUUUGGAGGUGAAGCCCCACAACCCCCUGGACCAGGCGGGUUUGGGGGGUCCGGGGGGGUUCCGGAGCCGUUGUAAUAAAGGUGUAAAUACCGGUGGGAGUCGA